UUGAGACUCAAAUUCCCGACAGCCUUUGCGGCGAGGACGACGUCAGCCGCCACUUGCUGACAUAGGCCCUCUGAUUGGACAAAACCAAAAGAGGGGUGGUGCUAUGUUUACGCAAGACCACACAUCCGGUUGGUCAAGUUAAUUAGUGUGAUGUAGACAAAGACCGGAAGUUAAAUAUUCUUCCUUCAACAUAAAAGAACAAAAAAGGAGGGAGAAAAGGAUUGUUGGUGUUGUUUCUAUUUCCAUCUGAGGGGGCUGGAGAAAUGCACUAUUAAAGCAUAUCAUCAAUCAAUAGGGUGUCUUUAAAAGCCGGGGUUAGUCUGUCUGUACUGAUUAAAUGUUGCACAGUCUUACAUUAAUUUCUAUUUAAUGAAAUUACUGCACAGCAAACCUUGGACCAGGGUGUAAUCCAGCACACACACAGCACAUAGCUGCGUAAGAGGGGGAGACAUAGUCAGGCCAGGCAGCUUGUGUGUUGAUUUGGAACCACAUAAUCUGAUCAUGGCAGUGCACUGAAGAAAAUCAUAACAAAGGCUGUAGAGGUUACCAAGGGAUAUGCAUAUUUUUUUUAAAACUACAUAAUUUAUUGUGUCUUUAAAAUGUAAAUCUUUAAAAGCCCCCCCAAAAAAGUUAUAAAUUAUACCAUGCAUUUUACCAAAUUCACUUGUUUUAUUAUCCUAACUGCAGGUCACAAUAUUAUUGUGGUGGUUUUCAUAACUUAUUACAUGUUUUUUUCACAUUGGACCAAUCACUAAUAUCAAGACUGAAGGGUCCAAUCUGUAGUUAAUUUGUUGUAAACAUAAAUUUAUUAUAAGAAUAAGAAUGUCUCUGAUGUGUUCAUGGAGUUAUAGUUAGCGCUUUUAUUCUGAAAGGUCACACCGGAAGUGUUAGCAGUGUGCUAGCUGUACAACGCUACCUGAUACCGCUGUGUCAGUCCAUGUUGACAGAAUGGCAGCGUGUUGAGUUCAGUGGUAGUUUGUGUUGUUAGUUACAGGUGAUAGUAGAAGUGUGAGACCGGACAGGUGGAUGAGCUGCGGUACCGGAAGCUGUUAGCGAUGUUUUGGAGCUCAGCAGGUCAGCGGGGAUGUGUCGGACUCCUCCGCUGCUGGUCCCUCACAGCCGGCACCAGGACACUCUCAACCCCCAAGUGUCCUCUGCAUACCUCACGGCUCUUCUCCAUCUCUGCUCCCUCCAAGUGUCCCACUCAGGAGGAGGUGAAGCCGCCUCUGAGGCAGUGGGCUCUGGAGGUGAGUCCCUUCAGCACCGUGCGGGCACAGCUGGGCUGCAGCAUCUCCGUCCGCCCGCUGGACGUGCACGCCUUCCCGGAGGCUGACCGAGCCUUCGUCUCCGUCCACGGGACAGACACCGAGCCAGAGGUCGACCUGGACCACCUGCACGUCCGCUAUGAUGAGCAGAAGAAGGAGCUGCUCAUCUCAGCCGAGAAGGUCCACAGCAGCGUGCUGAUAGAUCUGUCUGCACCUAUAAAGAACAAUCUGUUCAUCACGACUAGAGGGGAAGGCAACGUGCAGGUGAAGAACAUGGACUGUGAUGUCUGCAAGGUGCACACAGAGAUGGGAAACUGUUUGCUGCACUCUGUCAAGGCGCACCGAGUUGAGGUCAAGUCCAGUGGAGGUGAUGUUACAGGCUCAGGCACCAUCCAUGGGAAUGUGGACAUCAGCACAUCUGGAGACAGCGCAGUGGACGUCAAGAAGCUCCAGGGCACCAAAAUGAAUGUUUCAACAGAACGUGGCCCUCUGAAGGUCAAAGCCAUCUAUGCUGAGUCCAGCUGCGUCUCCUCCUGCUCGGGCAGAGUAGAACUGGGGCAUGUGCACGGUAACGCGACUGUGAAGAACAUGUCUGGAGAUACAGUUGUUGACGGUUCAAACAAUUUCCUGAAGGUUUCCUCUGACAGUGGAGGCAUCGACGUCUACGUGGGUGACGGUGGCAGCGCCGAACUCCACAGUCAGGAAGGAGCGUUGUGUGUGCGUGUCCCCUCCUCGCUGAAAGCUGGGGUGGAGCUCUGUGGAGCGUCGGUGGAUAUCAGCCCAGAGGUUGUUCUGCAGGGAGUAGAAAACAACACAACUGAAGGCCAAACCACAGUUAGUGGCUAUAUGAACGGAGAGUCUGCAGUGGACCGGUGGGUUAAAGCUCGGGCAGACAGAGGCUCAGUCAGACUGAAGACACAGAGCUGGUUUGAGUCCCUGAAGCUCGGGAGCUGAUUUAUGAGUGGAAUGAUUUCCAUUCACAAUGCUGAGACCAGAUGUUUACUGUCGCUCCUCCAGAUGGGAUGAACCAUUGAUACACUGAAGCAUUUCGAACUCUGUGCUCAGCAUGUACUGUACUUUUCAUAAGGAAAUAAUGUAUUGUGUAAAGUAUUUAACAAAUACUCUGUACGUGUUAAAAAUCACUGUACAUACACUUGAUCUGAAAAGCAUGUCAAUGCAUCACUGAAUGUUAAUUAGUUGCAGUUUGCCUCUUGAUAUUUUUUACGUUCACUGUUUUGUUAUUAUAUCUUCUGUAUGGUAUGUAAAUACAAUAAAAAUAUAUGUCAGCCUUUGCCAAAAGCAUGAAAA
Molecule: messenger RNA, 2573 nt
Organism: Acanthopagrus latus (yellowfin seabream)
Lineage: Eukaryota; Metazoa; Chordata; Actinopteri; Spariformes; Sparidae
Gene: fam185a
Product: family with sequence similarity 185 member A
Exons: 8
Coding region: 1056-2219 (387 amino acids)
Source: RefSeq, a predicted model, not a curated record